This is a messenger RNA of Sciurus carolinensis (gray squirrel), 933 nucleotides long. RefSeq names its product olfactory receptor 14C36-like. Gene Ontology annotation, cellular component: membrane. The record is from RefSeq and is a predicted model, not a curated record. Bases 1 to 933 code for a protein of 310 amino acids. Gene Ontology annotation, molecular function: G protein-coupled receptor activity; olfactory receptor activity. Gene Ontology annotation, biological process: G protein-coupled receptor signaling pathway. Lineage: Eukaryota; Metazoa; Chordata; Mammalia; Rodentia; Sciuridae. The transcript has a single exon.
AUGGUCAAUUCCACCAUGGUAACGGAAUUUCUCCUCCUGGGCUCUCCUGAUGGCGCAAAUAUGAGUUUCCUCUAUUUUAUGGUGUUUCUUCUGACGUACUUGGGUACGUUUUUAUGGAAUCUGCUCAUUGUCACUGUCACCACUGCUGACAAGAACCUGCACAUUCCCAUGUACUUCUUUCUCAGGAACCUGUCCAUCUUGGAUAUGUGCUUCAUUUCCAUCACUGUCCCCAAUGCCUGUGUCAACUCUCUCACUGGCAACAGGGCCAUUUCGGUGGCUGGCUGUGCAACCCAGAUCUUUUUGGUCAUAUUUUGUGCAUGUGUUGAACUUCUUUUUCUCACCAUCAUGGCCUGGGACCGCUAUUUGGCAAUCUGCCAGCCCCUCCAGUACCCUACCAUCAUGAACCCUCAGUUUUGUGUCCGCAUGACCCUGGUUUCCCUGCUCAGUAGCCUGGUUUAUGCAGGUGUGCACACUGGAAACACCUUCCAGCUGUCCUUCUGCAGGUCAAAUGUGGUCCAUCAGUUCUUCUGUGAUCUCCCCUCUCUGCUGAAGCUCUCCUGCUCUGACACCACCAGGAACAAGUUCCUUAUUCUCCUCUCUGCUGUGGUGGUUUGGGGUGGUUGCUUUUUCUUAAUUGUCAUGUCAUAUAUUUGCAUAUUUUCUACUGUGUUGAAAUUUCACUCCAGAGAGUCAGGGAAGGCCUUCUCCACCUGCACUCCUCACAUUCUUGUGGUAUCCAUCUUCCUAAGCUCUGCUACAGGUGUGUACCUCAGGCAAUCAGCAACCUCUGACACACUCCAGGACGUGGUUCUCUCUGCCUUUUAUACCAUGGUUCCUCCCUUCUUGAAUCCUCUCAUCUACAGUCUCAGGAACAAACAGGUAAAGGAAGCUGUGAGGAGAGUAAUAGGUAUACAGUUGUGCUCAGGGAAAUGA